Eremomyces bilateralis CBS 781.70 is the source of this 1857-nucleotide messenger RNA. RefSeq lists its product as uncharacterized. NCBI's taxonomy places the organism in Eukaryota, Fungi, Ascomycota, Dothideomycetes, Eremomycetales, Eremomycetaceae. The record is from RefSeq and is a predicted model, not a curated record. The transcript is spliced from 8 exons. The coding region runs from base 1 to 1857 and encodes 618 amino acids.
AUGCUAUUCACAAGGCUGCUGGGCUUCGCAGCCGUCGCGAGUGCGGCAUGGUCGGGGAACCUGAACUACCGGUCACCAUCGCACCACCACCCGGGGCUGGGGAUCGCUAUCCAUAAAGUUGUGAAGCGAUCAGAUAUAUCGAGCCCAUUCGAUCCGGCGAAGUUAAACUUCACCCAUGGCGUUGCCUCUGGCGAUCCAUACCCGGAGAGUAUCAUCCUCUGGACAAGGGUUGCUCCGACGAUGGAUAAUGACAAGUCCAACGUCACAGUCACCGGAUUUGUGCCGCUCUAUAAUCAUGAUACGGAUGAAUAUGUCGCCUUGUCCAAGUCGCCUGUCUGCGUUGACUGGGCGGUGUACGUGGACAAGGAGUUGCGCCGCGCAGUGACCCAUGGCACAGCGUACACGAGCUCCGACAUUGAUUAUACCGUCAAAGUUGAAGCAGACGGACUCAGCCCAUAUACGACAUACCAUUACCAGUUCGCAGUGUGCGGAUCAAGUAAUUCCUCACCAGUUGGGCGCUUUAAAACAACCCCACGGAAGGACGACAAGGUAAAUUCUGGGUCAAUUGCAGUCUUUUCAUGCGCCAACCACCCCUUCGGGUUCUUCAAUGCCUACGGGAACGUUGCGCGAAAAGAUUCGGUUGACUGGGUCGUCCAUCUUGGAGACUAUGUGUAUGAAUAUAAAGAGGGCGACUAUGGCUGGGGAUGGGCAAUAGGCCGAGCCCACCAGCCCAAUAAGGAGGCAUACUCUCUGUACGAUUACCGUCGCCGACACGCUCAAUACAAGUCCGACCUAGAUCUCCAGCAUAAUCACCGGCAGUUUGCCUGGAUUCCCGUCUGGGAUGAUCAUGAGGUUGGGGACAAUCAAUAUCGCGAUGGCUCCUCCUUACUCAAUAAUACCGAGGACUCCUUCAUCAAAGAUGGCGGAGUCAGCGUCGACCAGCGCAAGAUGAACGCCGUGCGAGCAUACUUUGAGUGGAUGCCUAUACGUCAAGUCGACAUGGACGACAACCUUCGGAUUUGGAGGUCGUUCUCGAUUGGCUCACUGUUCGAUCUGAUCAUGCUUGAUACGAGGCAAUAUGACCGAUCAAUCACCGAUCUGUACUGGAACACGGACUACGUGCAUGCAAUUUCCAAUGACGCUGGCAGGAGCUUGAUGGGAUCAAGGCAGGAAAACUGGUUCUAUAACCAGUUAAUCAAGUCGAACAAGCGCGGUGCUAUCUGGAGAAUCAUUGGCAGCCAACUCGUCUUUUCCCGGUUGAAUGCGAGCCUAGCUCUAGGACCUGAGAACCCAUUCAACUACGACGGAUGGGAUGGGUAUGUGUCGAACAGAAACCGAACCUUCAACGUUCUAUACGAGAACAACAUCGGCAACAAUAUCAUGCUCGCGGGCGACAUCCACUCUACCUUCGUGAGCGACUUGAACUGGUAUGGCAAUAAGCCGUACAACCCAGAGACCGGCGAAGGGUCAAUCGGUGUUGAGUUUGGAGGCUCUGCAGUUACCAGUCCUAGCCCGUUAGGCCCGAAUCUUACCUUUGCCCAAGGCCAGUUCGCAAGCGAAUGGGUUGUCGGCAAUAAUCCAACCUUGCAGUUCAGCGACAUUUAUUAUCGAGGGUACUAUGAGUUGCAUAUCACGCAUCAAGAAGUCAACGCCAAAUAUUUCGGCAUGCCCUCCAUUUUAACUCGCAACCCGUACGAAGUUCCUUUCGCCAACUUCACCGUUAAGAACGGCGAGAACAAGCUCAGCCGACCACUAAGCGGCGGAACGGUUUUCAAUGGUGCACUGAAGAACAAGCAGACAACGCAGACCAACAUGACGCACAAUACCGAGGACAAUUCCUGGUUCAUCUCAAACUGA